Molecule: messenger RNA, 1185 nt
Organism: Schistocerca piceifrons (Central American locust)
Lineage: Eukaryota; Metazoa; Arthropoda; Insecta; Orthoptera; Acrididae
Product: ADP,ATP carrier protein-like
Exons: 4
Coding region: 57-956 (299 amino acids)
Biological process (GO): mitochondrial ADP transmembrane transport; mitochondrial ATP transmembrane transport
Cellular component (GO): mitochondrial inner membrane
Molecular function (GO): ATP:ADP antiporter activity
Source: RefSeq, a predicted model, not a curated record
ACUCGUGUCUGAUCUCUCUCUUCCUUCGUUGGCUCCCACACAGUGAAGACGGAAAGAUGUCACUCGCCGACCCUAUUUCAUUUUUGAAAGAUUUUGCGGCAGGUGGUGUGGCUGCGGCAAUUUCUAAAACUACUGUAGCUCCUAUUGAAAGAGUUAAGCUUCUUUUACAAGUGCAACAUGCAUCCAAACAAAUUACAGCGGAUAAACAGUACAAAGGCAUGGUUGACUGUUUCAUCCGUAUUCCCAAGGAACAAGGAUUCCUCAGCUACUGGAGAGGAAAUCUAGCCAAUGUUAUUAGGUAUUUUCCCACUCAAGCCUUGAACUUUGCAUUUAAGGACAAAUAUAAGCAAAUUUUCCUUGGAGGUGUUGAUAAGAAGACACAGUUUUGGAGGUACUUUGUCGGGAAUCUCGCAUCAGGUGGAGCAGCCGGUGCGACGUCUCUGUGCUUUGUCUACCCACUGGAUUUCGCUCGAACAAGGUUGGCAGCCGACAUUGGUAAGGCUGGUGCGGAAAGAGAAUUUACUGGAUUGGGAAACUGUAUAGCGAAAACCUUUAAGUCCGAUGGCCUCGUGGGUCUGUAUAGAGGCUUCGGUGUUUCCGUGCAAGGAAUCAUUAUCUACCGAGCAGCGUACUUCGGUUGCUUCGAUACAGCCAAAGGAAUGUUGCCAGACCCGAAGAACACUCCUUUCAUCAUUUCCUUCUUAAUCGCUCAGGCUGUAACCACAUUUGCGGGUAUUAUGUCAUAUCCAUUUGACACUGUUCGUCGACGUAUGAUGAUGCAGUCUGGACGUGCAAAGGCUGACAUGAUGUACAAGAACACUCUGGACUGUUGGGGCAAGAUCUACAGAACUGAGGGUGGUGGUGCUUUCUUCAAGGGUGCCUUUUCAAAUAUUCUCAGAGGCACUGGUGGUGCUCUCGUCCUUGUGCUUUAUGAUGAAAUCAAGGCACUCCUUUAAAUUGUGUGAAGAGUUUGGUAGUAUUCACUCAAGUUGAACAUUCCAUUGUUCAUUCCAUUGCUCAUGGCAUUCCCAGAAGAGACACUAUAGUAAAUCACUACAGCUAGAAAUGUGAUAUGAAACUAAGGAAACAUUCCAACAGAUGCAUUUGUUAUGUAAUUUUUCAGGCUGACUUGAGUAUUUAAUUGUAAUAUACACAACAGAAUUAAAAUGGAAAAUUAAUUUAUUA